GUUUGACUGAUUAGUGGCGAGUCAAUCCAUUGGACUGUGAUGUAGCGUGUUGAAUCAUAUUAUUAUAGUGCAAACAAACACUAGUGAUUUUGGUUGCCGAAAUGCAAUUAGAUCACUGAUUUUUGUAGUUAUUAUUUUUUUCGGGUUUUAUUUUUUUGUGCCUAAAAUAUAAAAAAUGAAUCAUUCGUCAAAAGAUGAUCGUCUGGAUUCCCAGGUCGAAGAUAGUCAUGUGAACGACGCGCCCAACUUAACGGGGGAUAAGAUGAACGUAUUCAUUUUGACAUUGCUGUUUAUCCAACAAUCCGUUAGCCAAGGAUUUUUUCAAUCCAUGUCGACCAUUUUACUAACCAAACAAUACGUUUCCAAAAAGGACUGGGCUAAGUAUGUCUUGAUGUACUUUCCGUACAAUCUAAACAUUUUCUGGGCACCUUUAGUGGAUUCAGUGUAUGUUAAAAAUAUCGGUAGAAGGAAAUCGUGGAUCUUGCCUUCUCAGUACUUAAUAGGAGCUUUGUUCUUUUAUUUAGCAGCCAAUAUUUACGACUGGAUUGAAAUAAAACCGCCAAAAAUAACCUAUCUUUGUGUACUCUUCCUUUGCAUUAACUUCCUAUCAUCAACGUUGGAUGUAUCAAUUGACGGCUGGGCAACGACUAUACUAAAAAAGUAAAUUCCGUCAAUUCGUGAAGUACCUACACACUACAUUUAGUCUUUAGAAAUAUACUAUUACAUCACAUUAUCCUAAAGUUAUAUUUUUUGACAACCCAACCAGUAAAUAUCGUCCAUAAAAUAGGUUCUGACAACUGAACACAACUUGAAAUAUACAUAUGAGUACCUACAACACAUAUUUUAUACUUUACAAUUAUCAACUGGAGUUCGAAUGUAAAAAAAAAAAAAAUCUAGCACGAGUGGUUAAGACGCUAAAAAUAAAUAUAACGAUCAACAUUUUUAAUAUAUUAUACCUACUUAUUUUAUAUUUAUGUAAUAUGUUAAAUACUUAAAUCCAUUUAACGUAAUCGCCUAUUCCAUCGAGGCGGUGUCUCUCAAUGGAGUGCAUUUAAAUUCUGGGAAAAUGUAGGAUUUUUGUCAACUUGUAAGACAACAGGCCGGGCAGUUGGAACUGUGUUGGGAUAUUUUUUACCGAUCAUGUUACAUUCCGAGGAGUUUUGUAACACCUACUUGCGCAGCUCACCGGAAAAAGGAGGUGUUAUGACAUUAGAAGGUUUUCUUUAUUUUUAUGGCAGUUUCUUUUUUUUGGCAAACAAACUUAUAGCUUUUGUUAUAAAAGAAGAACAUUAUGCAUUUUCAAAUUCUCACAGCACCAAACUAGGCGUUUGUCAAGCAUAUGCAUUAUUCGUUGGUGUCUUCAAAUUAAGCGCUUUCUGGAAAUUAGCCAGUGCGUUGCUGACGAUAGAGCUCGGUUUUGCCGCUGUUGCACAUUUAUCGAGUAAAAAGUUAGAGGAAUAUGGCUUAAGACCCAUGGACGACUUCUUAAAUACAGCUAUGCUCUAUGCAGUACAAAUGAUAAUACCAAUUGCUUUUUGUAAGUACACUUCAGGUACAGAACCAUUGAGUGUGCUUAUAAAAAUGAUACCUUAUCGGUUAUUUUUUGGUCUUCUCAUGACUACAUUGAUUUUUUAUGCUCCAAAUAUAAUAAUACAGAACAAAAAUAAUCACAGAACAUUGCCGUUAGAUUAUUUUUUGUUAAUAGAAACGAAUAAAUUAAUACUCGAGGGGAUGGCUUUUCUGUUUAAAAUUCUGCUGCUAUCGUUUUUUUUCCGAAUAAGCGACCGUCGAAUAGGGGCCACUUACAUGACAUUACUGUUUAAACUGACAAUGUAUGGUGGAGAUUUUGCCAAGUCCAUGUCACUAGGUAUGAGUGACUGGCUUUCUUACAAAAGGUGUUCGACCGAUACAAAUAACGAUUGCUCUACAAUUGGGCUCGUAGAAGACUGUAAUUCUAUUCGAGGGAGCUGUUCAACAAUCGUGGACGGUUACUAUUGUACAGUGAUCUUGAGUACGGUUCUUGGGACAAUUUGGUACAUCUACUAUCGCAGGGUUCUAAUAAAUCUACAGUACAAAGACUUUAAUCAAUGGUGGCCAAAAUCUAGUCGAAAUGCUCCUCAAAAUGGACACCAAAUGCAAAGUAUAUUACCAAGUAAAUCAAUACAUUCAAACACUUGUUAGUAAUGAUAUUAAUAAUUCAUUAUGCAAUGAAUAUGUAAGAUUAUCGAUAUACACGUAGGUCAAUCCAGUUAGUAUGAUACUUAGUCAAAUGUAGUCUGUAAGAAGUACGUACAUUGUUUUACUUACCUAAAUAAAAAAUGUAUUUAACAUGUUAACGAUUAUGUGUGCCACAGAAAGUACACAGGCUCAUUUCUCCACAGACCCUGUGACCCAAUUUGGCUCACAUGAAUUUAUAAUAAAUAUAGCUAGUAAUACCUAGGGUAAAGUUUUGAAAAUUCACCCCUGGUCGUUAACGUGUUAAUCAUCAAAUAUGUAUAUAUUUAUUAAAAAAAUAAUAUUUUUUUUACAAAACAAUGUGACAUCUUUUUAGAAAUUAUGUUUGUAAUGUUCACAAUUGAAAACACAAUAAUUGGCUUAGCUUCUGUAUUAUAAAACAUGGACAGAUUUCUAUAGUAAAACAUUUUAUCAUCACAUUUUUUUUUAGUUAUUGCUUUUUGGAUUAUUAUUACCUUUUUCCUUUCAUUUAGUUUUAUAUUGUUAUACUCGAUAGAGUAGUUUGUACAAAUAUAUUAUGCAUUAAAUAGUGUUAUUAUAACUGUAUGUAAAUUUAGCAUGGGCGUCCUUAAGGGGAGGAAUAAUUCUAUAAUCAACAAAAAAAUAAUAAUUUUUAUUCAGAAAGAUUUUUAAUAUUUUUAUAAAUAUUUUAUAAGAUAAUUUUGAACAGAAAUUUAUUGUUUUACAAAUAUUAUAAUCAUAUAAUUGUCAAAAUUAUAUUCUAAAUGUUUAAAAAAGAAAGGUUAAAAAACUUGCUGAUUAUGAAAACAUUUUAUUUGUCUGCUGUCUGAAACUAUUAUUUUAUUUGCUAUUUUUUUUAGUAAUUAUUCAUUUUAUUAUGUAUUACAAUUUUAUAUGCUUGACCAUUGUCU
Messenger RNA from Adelges cooleyi (spruce gall adelgid), 3107 nucleotides. Its product is annotated as acetyl-coenzyme A transporter 1-like. The record is from RefSeq and is a predicted model, not a curated record. Lineage: Eukaryota; Metazoa; Arthropoda; Insecta; Hemiptera; Adelgidae. Gene Ontology annotation, cellular component: membrane. The transcript is spliced from 9 exons. The coding region runs from base 1141 to 2181 and encodes 346 amino acids. Gene Ontology annotation, molecular function: acetyl-CoA transmembrane transporter activity.